AUGGUCAUUGGAGACAUCACCGACUCGGUGUUCCGGAGCUACGUCUUGACGCUGGGUGAACCCGCCAUGAGUGCGAUGGUUCUGCGCCUCAAACAGGCGGGCAUCAACACGCAAGUCUUGCAGGUGCAUUCCCCUCUCCUGCUUGCUUUCCACCCCAUCCACCCCUGGUUCCCCCUCUCCUGCUUGCUUUCCACCCCAUCCGCCCCUGGUUCCCCCUCUCCUGCUUGCUUUCCACCCCAUCCACCCCUGGUUCCCCCUCUCCUGCUUGCUUUCCACCCCAUCCGCCCCUGGUUCCCCCUCUCCUGCUUGCUUUCCACCCCAUCCGCCCCUGGUUCCCCCUCUAAUGCUUGCUUUCCACCCCAUCCACCCCUGGUUCCCCCUCUCCUGCUUGCUUUCCACCCCAUCCACCCCUGGUUCCCCCUCUCCUGCUUGCUUUCCACCCCAUCCACCCCUGGUUCCCCCUCUCCUGCUUGCUUUCCACCCCAUCCGCCCCUGGUUCCCCCUCUCCAGACUGCUGUCCAUGCAAACCCUGGCCAAUACCCCAUUUCCCUUAUGCUCUCCACCCCCUCUUUCGCUGCUUUCCCUUUUUCUUUGUUCAAUGCUCGUGGUGUCAGAGAGCCACGGGUUGCAGCAGCAGCAGCAGUGGUGGUGAAUUCGGACAUCGAGGAAUGGGUGGAGGCGGGCAGCAGUAGUGCUGGCAGUGACGAGCGAGGCAACAAUGAGUGCCACCUCCCUCUGAAAGUGCUGGCGGGAUGGGGGCGACAGCAGGAUCAAGUCAAGGGAUGCAUGCAGGUGGUAUGCGGGGAUGGUGCAGCUGUUGCUGAGGCGAUUAGGGUGAUUCACCUUUCCCUGCCCCCUUCCUCCUCCCCAUCCCAUCCCUAUUUGCGUCGCCUCCCCUCCCUCUCUACAACACCCCACCCUCCCCCACCCACCCUCCCUUCCCCCUUUUCUUCCUUCACCCACUUCCUGUUUCUCACCUUCAGCCCCCCCCUCCUCUUUCUCCCUUCACCCCCUCAACCCUCACCUCAUUCUUCCAAUCGAAACUUCCGUCUUUUCUUGCUUCAUCCUUCCCACCCACACCCCCUACCACUGUCAUCAUCCCCCUUACACCAGGAACCGCCAGUGGUAUACGUACAGCAUGAGCCACCAGCUCCUGCACUGCACCCCGGCUGCUCUCCUACCUGCUCCUCUUUCUACCCCUCGGGAUGCCACAUCGGCCCUUUAACAGCACACCUUGGUCCUCAGCUCACGUGCAUUGGCGCUGACAGUGUGCUGGGACUGAGGCAGGAAUGGCAGCUGAGCCUCAUAGCCACAGCGCCUUCAGGCCACCCCCCUUUCUCCUCCCACAUCAGCUACACCAUGACAAUCUGCUCUCCCUCAAUUACCCCCUCCAUGCCCCACUCUCCCUCCUGCAUUCCACCUGACCCACUUCAGCCCCCCACGCCGGCUGCAGCAGCAGUGCCGGCUGUGAAGAUUGUGAAUUGA
This is a messenger RNA of Closterium sp. Naga37s-1, 1485 nucleotides long. The record is from the annotation of a GenBank genome assembly. NCBI's taxonomy places the organism in Eukaryota, Viridiplantae, Streptophyta, Zygnematophyceae, Desmidiales, Closteriaceae.